UACCAGUUCCUCCUACUAAGUAUUACAUUAUUAAAGUAUACAAUACAUCAAACAGUAUUAUAUACACUAAUAAUACUAAUGAUACUAAUAUUACUAUCACUGGACUACCUCUUACUGAUACAAACUACACUGUUAGUAUCAUUCCUGUUAAUAUUAUUGGAUAUGGACCAUCAGCUACUGUUAAUGUCAGUGUAACCAGUAUUACUCCUACAAUGACCAGUACUAGUUCAAUUACUAGUGUAUCAUCAUCAGUUACAUUAACUACUGAUAUAAGUACCAGUACAUCAUUAAUAUAUAUACCUUCUACUUCAACAUCUUCAACAAUUCAUGAACAAUCAUCUUCUUUUAUUCCAGCUGCUAGUACAUCAACUAGUACUACUACUAGUGUCAGUACACCAGAAUCAUCAACAACAACUGUAUCAACUACUGCUGCUGGUUCUAAUCCUGUUCUUAUUAUAUCAGGAGCUAUUGGAGCAGUAUUUGUCAUAAUAAUAAUAAUUAUUAUUAUAUUGGUAAUAGUGAUACUGGCAAUCAAGAAUCAAAGAAGUAAGUACGAUUACUAUAAUCAUUUUCAAUUAUUGCUAUUUUGCUAUAAUACAGGAAAAACAUAUAAAAUAUCUAAAAAGCAAGUUUAUAUUUAUGUAUUUUAUGUAUCGUCACACCUACAGUAGGGCUGAUGCAGUAGCUACUCCUACAUAUGAUGAAAUCAUUGUUAAACCAACUACUACUACUGGAGUACCAAUAUAUGAUACACCAAUGGAACUACAGGCUAAUACUGCUUAUGAUAGACCAGUGAUUAAUAAAGAUAUAAUUAAUGUACAUAAUAAUGAUGCAUAUGGACAAAUAAUGAUG
Molecule: messenger RNA, 852 nt
Organism: Amphimedon queenslandica
Lineage: Eukaryota; Metazoa; Porifera; Demospongiae; Haplosclerida; Niphatidae
Product: cell wall integrity and stress response component 2-like
Exons: 4
Coding region: 213-671 (152 amino acids)
Source: RefSeq, a predicted model, not a curated record